This is a messenger RNA of Centropristis striata (black sea bass), 2896 nucleotides long. It is a transcript of the gene hyi, whose product is annotated as hydroxypyruvate isomerase. Gene Ontology annotation, biological process: glyoxylate metabolic process. The transcript is spliced from 9 exons. The record is from RefSeq and is a predicted model, not a curated record. Bases 187 to 1005 code for a protein of 272 amino acids. Gene Ontology annotation, molecular function: hydroxypyruvate isomerase activity. Lineage: Eukaryota; Metazoa; Chordata; Actinopteri; Perciformes; Serranidae.
AGGAAGGCAUGCUGCCAGUCAUGUGACAAUAACAAAACUCCCAUCAGGUCACACACAACGUGGAACUUCUGCUGAGUUUACAAAAACAAAACUCUUGUCACCUUUUUGCUAAAGUCCCGCACCGAGUCUGUCAGUCUGUCUGUCCGGAGGGUCGUUGUCCUCUGCAGUGACAGUCAGACCUUCAGCAUGGCUCCACUCAAGUUCUGUGCCAAUCUGUCCUGGCUGUUCACGGAGCUGCCGGACUUCAGUCAGAGGAUGUACGCGGCUGCCUCUGCCGGCUUCAAGGCGGUGGAGGCGGCCUGGCUCUACGACUCAGACCUGCAGGAGCUGCAGAGAGCCAGAGAGGCGACAGGACUGGAGCUGGUCCUCAUCAACACCCCGCCAGGAGAUAUAAAAGGAGGUGAUCUUGGUCUUGGAGCGGUUCCUGGCAGAGAGACAGAGUUCAGACAAGGUCUGGAUCUGGCUCUGAAGUACGCUAAAGCUUUGGACUGCAAACGGAUCCACCUGAUGGCUGGGAGGCUCCCAGUGGGCUCAAACAGAGUCACAGUGGCCAAAGACAUGGAGGAGAUCUUUGUUCAGAACCUGAACUACGCUGCCGAUAUCCUCUCAAAGGAAGGAAUUACUGGUUUGAUUGAGCCAAUCAACACAAGGAUAACAGAUCCCAGGUACUUCCUGGAUUCUCCUCAUCAAGCUGCUGCGAUCCUGGAGAAGGUUGGAAAGCCAAACAUCAAACUGCAAAUGGAUGUCUUUCACUGGCAAAUAAUGGAUGGAAACCUGACCCAAAACAUGCACAAGUAUUUUCCCAUAAUUGGUCAUGUUCAGAUCGCUCAGGUUCCUGAGAGGAACGAGCCCGACAGCGCUGGAGAGCUCAACUACAGAUACCUGUUCAACAUGCUGGAGGACCUGGACUACCAGGGGUACAUCGGCUGUGAAUACAAGCCGCUAGGCUCCACAAAGGAAGGUCUGGGCUGGUUCACAGAUUACUCCACACACAGCAAGUCCUGAGCACAGCAACCAGCCACCAAGCUGCAGAGACGUCAUUAUCUGUAUUAGUGAGGGCAAAAAUGAUGGAAAUGAUCUGUUUCUGUUUCUGUGUUCAGAUAAAAUGGUUUAUACUGGAAGUCACAUAAGUUUUCAAAGCAUCAAAUUUGUUUGAAUUUAUAACUCAUAACAUUUAUAACAAUCUUUGACAUUUAUAACAUUUAACUAACUUUGAACUUGCUAGCAGUGGUGGAAAGUAACUAAGUACAUUUACUCAAGUACUCUCCUUAAGUACAAUUUUGAGGUACUUGUACUUUACUUGGGUUUUUCCAUUUUAUGUGACUUUAUAAUUCUACUUCACUACAUUUUGAGCUAAUAUUGUACUUUUUACUCCACUACAUUUAACUAACAGCUUUAGUUACUUUUCAGGUUGAAAUUUAACAUAAAGAAAUAUAUCAAUUUAAAAUGAUUACACGUUUAUAAAAUAAACCUCAUAACAGUGUAUUAAGUCGUUAAAUGAGCCCUUCCUUGUGGUUAUUCAUAAAAGCAUCAAUAUUAAUAAUCCUAUAAUACAUUUGGAAUAUAUAUAAACAAUCUGAGUGGGUCCAUUCUGCAUAACGAGUACUUUUUCUUUUGAUACUUUAAGUACAUUUUGAUGCUUUUGUACUUUUACUUCAGUAAGUUUUGAAUGCAGGACUUUUACUGUAGUGGAGUAAUUUCACAGUGUGGUGUUAGUAAUUUUACUUAAGUAAGCGAUCUGAAUACUUUUUUCACCACUGCUUGCUUGUGAUCAGAGUGCCGUUUGAGCUCUAGAUUACUGCUGAAAAGUAAUGACUUACUGUGAUCACUUACUGCCUUUUACAACUUUUCAAGGUUAGUAAUAAUUUAAAACAUUUUAAAACAACAAAAUGGAUUGCAUAACUGUAUAAUUGGCUUUGUGGUUGAAGUUUGUUAAAUGAUGUUAAAAGGAAAUCUAUGGUAAAUCUGCUAAUGUUAGCCAGUUCGCCACCUGAACUGGUGAAUGUUUUUGUGUGUAAAUCAUGAUAUGUAAAUCUUUUUUAAUUGUAAAUUAAAUGAGGAACAAUCUGUUUUAAGUACUUCAGUUCAGACUAAUUUAGUUUGUUGAAGUGAUCAAGUUACAUUCAUACUUGGUCUUGGAAUGAAGACCUUGUUUUUGAGUAUUUGUUAGUGAUGUGCCAAUCAAACCUCAUGAAGCAUUUUCUUUAUUUUCUGAGCCCACUAGAUGGUGCUCUUGGUUUAAAGAAAAAGGCUCAAGCAAUAAUAAUCAAUUGUGCUUUCAGUCCUUUGUGGAACAUAGCUUAUGUUAAUACCAAUGUUGGCUAAUGUCAGCUCUGGCGGUCGUGGGUGCUCUUAUAAAUAUUUGUAAAGAAUGUUUUCUAUUCUAUUGAAUACGUAUUAAUUAAGCAAGUGUAGAGCUGAGCAAUGUUCGAAGAAUGAGCUAUGAGGACCGUGCAUCGGUCAUAGUUAGUAGAGGUGGGGAAAAAAUUGAGUCAGCAUAGUUUUGAGAUAUUUUUUGCGUGGCAAUUUUGGCAGCAUUUUCGGAAUAUACCAGCCGGCAACCUUAUGGUCUGAGCAGUUAGGCCUUAAGCUGCAUGCUACCAAAAAUUCCAGCAGGGGGCGCUGACGGCGGCUGCAGAAGCAUUUUGGUCCAUUCAUUUCAAUACAAAAUGAGAAAACUUCUCACUUGAAUUAUUACCUCAGAAUUUUUUUUUUUUAGGACAACAAUAUGGUCUCAAUCACUUUUAAAAAAUCUUCUUCAAGAGAGUUAAAUGUUAAUAGUGUAAACAAUGCACCAAUUUGGAAGAAAAUAGAAGAUAAUAAAUUGUAUGAUUUGGGGCGUGGUUACCUUUGAUUGACAGGUGAGCUGUCAUUAGGAGAGAAGUAAAGCAUCCAC